AUGCUAGAAGAAGGUGAUUCUAGUCCGGAUGGCGACGGAAUUGAUCAAGCCUCUAGUGUUGUUGAGUCUAAUGAUGGCAAAAUGCGAUUCUUCGGAGCAUCUUCCGGAUUUUGUGCACCUUUUUCCGCUCGUGAAGCUGACGAACAGGAAAGCAAGGUCUGGACAGCGGCAUGGCGCACAGCAACACAGCAGAAUGCUAGUCGAUGGCAGCUGACAAGCUGGAUUCCUCGCACGUUACAAGAUGGGUUCGACCAGCGCAUCUUCCAGCCUUUACCAUCCAAGCAAACGGCAGUUCAGCUGGUAGAGGAAUUUUUCGCAACCUUCAACCAAGCAACCCCACUAUUUGACGAGUCAUCCGUCAAGAACCUACUCGAGAGACAAUUCUCCUGGAACCCCGACGACAGCCCUUCGUGGUGGGUGUCGCUCAACAUCGUCCUGGCCUUUUCGUAUAGAGAAAGAGCCCAUGCAUCUCCAGACGCAAGCAACAACUGGCAAUUAUGCUUCGGACACGUCCGCAACGCAAUGAAUGCCGUGGUCGAGCUGUUCAUGCGCAAUACAGACCUCCUAGCUGUCCAGGGGAUACUAGGAUUGGCUCUGUUUUUCCAAGGCACGCCAAAUUCGCAAGCACUCUUUAUGCUUGCAGCUGCCGCGAUGCGCUUGUCGCAUUCUAUGGGGCUGCACAGAAAUAACACUUUACGAUUGACGGCGUCGCAAAUCGAACAACGGCGUAGGACAUACUGGAUUGCGUUCAUCUUAGAUGCAGAUAUCUCCCUUCGAGUUGGCCGUCCGCCGAUUCAAGAUUUGGAGGAUUAUGACACACCUUUACCCGCUGAAGUUCCUCAUGACAGAAAGGGUAUCAUCUGUCUCGAGGGGAUUGAGAUGAACUUUUUCCUUCUCCUUGCGCAGUUUGCUCUGGUCCAACGGCGUCUCUAUAGAAGCCUCUACACGGUAGCCGUGCAUCGACAAUUUCGAGUGAAUAUAAUAGGCGAAGUCAAAGCCUGUGAAAGAGCGCUCCAGGAAUGGAAGGACUCAAUUCCUCUUCCCAUGCAGCCUCAGCGCGCAUUCGUUGUUGUCGCACCCGACUACUUCCUACAGCAUCUCCUACGGUUACACUUUGCAUACCAUUUCUGCUACGCCAACCUGCACCAGGUGUGCAUGCUCAGGGGCCAGACUGAGAUAUCCACAAGCCGAGGUGCUGGAGAAGGGAUUAAUUCGACUAUUGUGCAGUCACUUGAAUCAGCACGGUCUGCUGUCGAGUUACUGAGCUAUAUUUGCUUGUUAGGAUCUACAUAUGAGUGGAACGUGCUUUACUUCCCCGCAACAGCUUCAGUGGCACUAGCCCUACAUAUAAUGGUAUACCGGAAUCACCAACAUGCCCAAGCAGAUCUUUCCGCUGUUCGUGAGACUGUCGAUUUUCUCUCCGAUGUAUCGUCCCGGGAGCCAGGUACUUACGUUGAUUAUAUCCUGGGUGUAUGCUCUGAUUUACAAAGUGCUGCUGCGCGGGCUCUUACACGGGGCCAGACUGGUCAUUCCCAGGAGACAUCCGUAGAUGACAGUAACGGUAGGGAUAAGCGCAAGGAUAUAAGCAGCCAUGUGGAUAUUACGGCUUCUACAGCGGGCUUUAUAAAUGACGGUCCUGCGAGCAAUCUUGCGAAUGGAGCCUUUGAGAACGCGGAUUUUGGGGCUCUGGAUGACUUGGCUGUGAACUGGCAAUGGUCAAUGUCUCCGUUUUGGAACUGGCAGGAUUCGAAUUGA
Messenger RNA from Aspergillus chevalieri, 1755 nucleotides. RefSeq names its product fungal specific transcription factor domain-containing protein. Gene Ontology annotation, biological process: DNA-templated transcription. Gene Ontology annotation, molecular function: DNA binding; zinc ion binding. The transcript has 3 exons. NCBI's taxonomy places the organism in Eukaryota, Fungi, Ascomycota, Eurotiomycetes, Eurotiales, Aspergillaceae. The record is from RefSeq and is a predicted model, not a curated record. The coding region runs from base 1 to 1755 and encodes 584 amino acids.